This is a messenger RNA of Penaeus indicus, 1785 nucleotides long. Its product is annotated as collagen alpha-4(IV) chain-like. Lineage: Eukaryota; Metazoa; Arthropoda; Malacostraca; Decapoda; Penaeidae. Bases 169 to 1230 code for a protein of 353 amino acids. The record is from RefSeq and is a predicted model, not a curated record. The transcript is spliced from 4 exons.
GAGAUUUUUACUUCGGCAAAGAAAGUGCCAGGGGUCGCUAGGCGGAAAGUGGCACCGCUGGGGAAGAGUGCCAGCAGGAGGAGGCCCUUGCUAGUGUGAUGUUGAGGGGGAGCAGGAUCCAAGAAGGAGGCACUGCGUAGGAGGAGAGCGAAAGAAAGACCGAGGCGCAUGGCCAUUACGGUGCAGGUGGCGUGGCUGGCCUGCUUGGCCCUGCUGCAGGCCACGCACGGACUCGCAUCCAAUCCUGGCGCGUCUUACGGGGCUCCGGAGAUUUUGGUUCUUGACAAGGUCUUAAAUGCCCUGGAAGACCCUCUAUCAGGGCGGAAUGGCACCAUGAGAGAGUCCCUGGCAGGCACUCCAGGGCUGGUGGAGAAGGCCGUCGACGGCGUGGGAGUCAUCCUGGACACGCUGGAGGCCGUCCAGGACGAGGGCGGCCCUAAGGGUUCGCUGGCGCCCCCGCCGCUCGGUCGGGGAAAGCGAGCGAAGAGGCAGUCCAUCCCGUACCAGACCUCCACUCCGCCGGGAUUUUAUCAAGUGCAGCCAGGGCCGCAACCGCAGCCAUACCCGCAGACGAGACCCCAACCGUAUCCGCCAGGCUACCCGCAGACUAGGCCUCAACCAUAUCCACCAGGUGACCCCCGGAUCUACCAGCGGCCACCGUGCCCCAUGCCACGACCGCUGUCCCAAGAAAACAGAUGGGAAUACCUCAAACGGAUCGUCAGCGUCCAAAACCAGUGCAGAAUUGCCAACCCCUGCAGGAGGUGCCCGGCCAGACAGAGACAAGAACCCUGCGUCUUUGACUUCGAUACUCUGAUGACUCGCUUGGCCCUCCUCGAAGGCAAACUCAAGAACUUGGCCAAGCUGGAGGCGAGGCUGAAGAUCCACGUGAGCCUCCUGAUGAGUAUCCAAGGCAAUCCUAACUUCCCAGGAGUGCCGGGCGCCAAGGGCCACGCGGGCGAGAAGGGCGAGAAGGGCCAGAAGGGCUUCGCGGGCUUCGCGGGAUCCUCCGGCAACUGCUUCACGCGCCACGUGGACGACGCCAGGCGCGGGCCGCCGGGACCCCCAGGGAGCAAGGGCGAGCCGGGGCAGGCGGGGCCCAAGGUGUGCGGCUGCGACGGCGACAGGGGGGAGCCCGGGCAGCGAGGCGAGGACGUCCAGGGGCCCCGAGGACGCAGGGGGCGCAAGGGCGAUAAGGGCCCUCAGGGACCCUCGGGGCGGCCCUUAGGCUGAGCUCCACCUGUCCGCUUCCUCGGGAUUCGUCUUUCUCCCUCCUUCGUCAUCGUUAGGGUGCUGCAGAUAUGUUUAUUAUGUUUGCUGUUACCCUUUUCUCUCCCUCUCUCUCUCUUUCAUUAUUCUCCUGCACUUCAAUUAUCCUCUUUAUUAAUUAUCCUUCAUAACGUCAUGGUGGCAGAAUACAUGGUGUUUGGCUGCGGCAACUUUUCCGGCAAAAUCUAUUACGUUUCAGCUUCUGUGGACGGAUUAAUUGAAUGAUUCAUUAAUCGACCAAUUGCUUAGCGAAAUAGACUAUUGAAAUGAAAAGAAUUAGGCAGCGAUGGAUGUUUAUAUUUCUUGAAAGAAUAGACUGAAUUAUAUAUCUCACAAAACAGAGCUGGACUUAAUGAUAAUCAUAAAUGAAAUGGAGAAAUAACAAGACAACAUUUUUUUUGUACAUUUUCAUUUCUCUCUUCAUAACUUCUCGUCUUUUUUUUCCUUUUUUGCAAUUAUCAUCUUAUGCGUUUGUAGCAUUUAUUUUCUAGUUUUUGAAAAUACAAUGAACUUUCCCGA